This is a messenger RNA of Cucurbitaria berberidis CBS 394.84, 2001 nucleotides long. RefSeq lists its product as uncharacterized. Gene Ontology annotation, molecular function: protein kinase activity; ATP binding. The record is from RefSeq and is a predicted model, not a curated record. NCBI's taxonomy places the organism in Eukaryota, Fungi, Ascomycota, Dothideomycetes, Pleosporales, Cucurbitariaceae. Gene Ontology annotation, biological process: protein phosphorylation. The transcript is spliced from 2 exons. Bases 305 to 1540 code for a protein of 411 amino acids.
CUUUAAUAAACCUAGUCUUUUCGCGCGCGCCAGUCGGACUCUCGGUAAGGUAAACGGCGAGAAACAAACAAGUGGACAAUAAUUUCCCACAGGUCUCUAAAGGUUUCUAAAAUCCUAGACCUCAACUCUCCGCCACUUCCAAAACUUGCUUCCAAAAGCAGCGGCACAGAGAUUUUGUCCCUCUCUCACUCGAACCACCUUCGCAGAACCAGCGAUAGCUCAACUAGGGCGCAAGCGCUUUGAAUAUCCUCUUCUCCUACUGCUGAGGCAAGAUUACAACGGCUUUUUUGAGUCUCCUUUCACCAUGAUCAAACCUGAACACCGGUUCAUAUCUGAAGGUCAGGGCUACUUUGGCUCGCACGAAAACCCCAAAACCGAAACCCAUUGCAAUGUCUGGGACUGGGACCAACUGCGUAUGAUUAAGAUCAAAGGCACCGCCAAGCUCUUUCCGCCUGAAGUGGACAGAGAGGCUCCAAUUCUGGCGCAGUUUGCUGAUUACCUGUCGCCGGAAGUUCGCGCAGUCACAGUUGAUGAGGACGGCCUCCUUUCUGGAAUCUCUACGGAUCCGAUAGAGGAUGACACUAUGUUUGUUCCAUAUCUUCAUGUCUCGACCUUUGGAUCACUCGCCGCAUGUCGUACAAUCCAGUACUCCAAACUUCAAGAGCUCGAUCGACUUGGGCCAGGUGUGGAUCUCUCGUCAUACAAAGAUGAGUCCGGAAUCCCCAAAAUGGUUGCCUUCAAAUUCAAUCCCUGGGGGAAGACUGUUAGACUCCACAUGAGUUGGGAUGAGAUUAACCUUCUCGAACGUCUGCCGCCGCAUCCUAACAUAUUACCAUUUGAUCGCGUUGUCCUGGAUGACGUGGAGUCUCGGGUGAUUGGAUUCACAACAAAGUACAUUCCGGGUGGAACUCUCGAAAAUCUAAAGGUCCCUUUUCGACUGGAAUGGAUGCGACAGCUCCUUCAAGUCGUGGACUUCCUGAACUUAGAAUUGGGAAUUAUGCAUCAAGACAUUGCACCCCGAAAUCUACUCGUCGACCCUGACACACAUGAGGUCCUUCUCUUCGACUUCGAUAUGGCCGCAUGCGGAAAGAAAGGCUUGCGAGAUGGUCGAGAUGACGUGGCCGGUGUCGUUUUCACCCUUUAUGAAAUCAUCACGAACGAUACACACUUUACGAGUAUCCCCCACUGGGAACGAACAAUGGACACAGUGCAAAACAUCCCAGUGUGGACCUGUAAUCGCGAACUGGACUCUGAUGUAUCAGCUUUCCGCAACUUAUUGAAUGAAUGGGUAGCGACACGAAAAUCCAAAGGGGACAUAGAACGAUAUCUCAAUGCACCCAACCGGCUUACAUGGCCGGACCUACCAACAUCGCCCGACUAUAAUGUGCGAUUCGAGCAUGGCAAAACUGUGGAUGGAGAAUCGAUUUGGGUAACGGGUCCGCGGAUGAGACGCACUGCACUGGAGAUAGGUCAGUACUGCUUUCGCUGGGAGAGGCCACCACAGAGCAGACUAUUGAAGGGUGAAAGUAGCGUGCGAUAGGUUGUUUAAGGAAGGCAGCUUCAACCAUACCGAAUCAAGAUUAGAUUUAGUAGGCUGCGUCUGCUUCAAUCCUCUCUCCGCCAUCGUCAGCACUUUCUUUUUCAACAAUGCUUGUAUACUGUCCAUAUAGUUGGGUAGGAAAUCGAGCUGUCUAAGUACUGUGACAGCUGAUUCUGGAAUACGAACUGCACGCAAGCACAAAGGCUAGACUUCUCGAACAGAGAAAUAUUGGUGCAGCUUGAUAAGUUCGUCAGAGUCGUAGCUUUGGAGUUUCUCUAGAUGUCGUGUCAAGGCUGGCCUACAAGAAGUUCGACAUUGUGUCGCUGUAGACAUAGCGUAUACAAUAUCUAUUUGGCCAGUUUGUGUGCUCCGAACCUCUUCGAUGUUUUGCGCAAUACCUACAAAAGAUAGUGUUCGCCCAGUAAUCAAUAGACAAAGAAUGACAUCCCUGACAAUCUGCG